Carassius auratus (goldfish) is the source of this 4006-nucleotide messenger RNA. RefSeq names its product TNF receptor-associated factor 2-like. The transcript has 10 exons. Gene Ontology annotation, molecular function: ubiquitin-protein transferase activity; tumor necrosis factor receptor binding; zinc ion binding. Gene Ontology annotation, biological process: regulation of JNK cascade; positive regulation of canonical NF-kappaB signal transduction; protein autoubiquitination. Gene Ontology annotation, cellular component: cytoplasmic side of plasma membrane; plasma membrane signaling receptor complex. The record is from RefSeq and is a predicted model, not a curated record. Lineage: Eukaryota; Metazoa; Chordata; Actinopteri; Cypriniformes; Cyprinidae. Bases 981 to 2591 code for a protein of 536 amino acids.
UUCCAUUUUGUAUUUACUUGUUCUUUUACUUUCAAUACUCAAAUAAGUUUAAGAUUUAAAAAAUAAUUAUUAUGUUUUAAUUACAAUAAAUGUCAAAGAUUUUUACUCCGUAUUCUAAAGGGUGGCUUCAACUUCUGACAAAGUCAUUUUCUGGUAAGAUAUCUGUACUUUUACUUGAGUAUGACUUUCAGGAACUUUAUACACCACUUUAUACAAACGAGGACCAGUGGGCAGCCAUAUUGCUGCAGUGAUCAGGGUCUCACCUCAGUCAUGGAAUUGAAGGUGGAGAGAGCGCUUGUUAUUCACUCCCCCCACCUACAAUCGCUGUCGAUCCUGAGACUCGAAUCUGCAACCAAUGGGUUACAAGUCCGACUCUCUAACCCUUAGGCCACAACUGCCUCAAAACUAUUUACAGUGUCUGCUAUAUUUUUUCUCCAUAAGUUAUGACCGAUAACAAAUAUUUUUGAACUCUUUUAAACCAAAACUGAGCUGUCUCAUACCCUCUCACUCACAAGCACUUGUCAGCCUUUGAGAUGUAAUUCUUAUCUCUUAAUGUUUCCUUGCUGCUAUGGUAACCAGUGGCCUUGGGGUAUCACAGACAUCCCGGCACCAACUCCAGUUGUUUGGUGAGGGGUCUACUGGGCAGUUCGUUAAAUACAAUAUAAUGAUGUGUCUGAUUUGUCCAGCAGUUACACUGUGCACAAAAUAAUGCAGACUUAUAAUAGUAUUUAUAGUAUUUUUGUAAUGAAUUAAAAAAAAAUGACAUCAGUUUCACAUUCUAGUGUGACUCUUUCCAAGUCCAACCCUACACUUUUUUUAUGUGGUUGAAUAUCCUCUUUCACUCAUUAAUACUGUAUGUCAUAUAAUGAAAGAUAAAUUAAUUGUAAAUGCAAUUUUAUGUUGAUUUUUAAACAAAGGUAUUAAAACACGUCUGCCGUUAUUCUGUUAAUUUGUGCUUUUUUAUUCAUUUUUUUAUACAGAUGAUCAGCACUGCUGGCACUGUGGGUAAAUGGAAGGCAAUGGCACGUCCAUCUUUACCUUCUUCAUUGGACUCCACAUUACCUGGGAUAUCUCGAGAAGUGCUGUCUGUGUCCAUGGAACCAAAAUAUCAAUGUCAGCAGUGCAAAGAAAUUCUUAGGAAACCUUUCCAAGCACAGUGUGGACAUCGCUUCUGUGUGUUCUGUUUCAAACAACUCACCAGCUUGGGGCCCAUACCAUGCGAAGCCUGUCGUGCUGAGGGUAUAUUUGAAGAGGCAACAUCUAUGCUCAAUAUUGCAGUGGCAUUUCCUGAUAAUGCUGCACGAAGGGAAAUUGAUAGCUUGCCAGCCAAAUGCCCAAAUGAUGGAUGUAGUUGGUCUGGAACACUGAAAGAGUAUGAGGGUCAACAUGAAGGUCGUUGUGACUUUGAACGUGUCAAAUGUGAAGCAUGUCAAGCACUCAUCUUGGUCAGUGAGAAAGACCGCCACAAUGAGCGGGAAUGCGAGGCCAGAACCCUGAACUGCAAAUACUGCAAGGUCACAUUCAUCUUCAAAGAAAUUAAGGCACAUGAUGAAAUAUGUCAGAAAUUCCCCAUGCAAUGCAAAGACUGUGGUAAAAAGAAAAUCCCCAGAGAGAAGUUUCAAGAGCACAUCAAGUCUUGUGCAAAGUCUAAGUCAGCAUGCCAGUUCAGUGAAAUUGGCUGCAGGGCGGUGGUUGACAGUGGUAAGCAGCAGGAGCAUGAGCAGACCAGCAUGACGGAACAUUUGCGUCUCAUGCUAGCCGUGCUGUCCUCUGUGCGCCAGCGGGCAGAGGGGACAGGAGAGUGGCAGGAAGAUUCUGGACUGGGAUUGUAUCGUGGACCUGAAGAUGCAUCUCCAUUGGGGGCUCAUGCUGCUGGCCAUAAUGCAGGAAGAGGAGGCGGUCCUGGUGUACAGCAGAAAGUCACAGCAUUGGAGAACAUAGUGUGUGUGUUGAACAGGGAGGUGGAGCGAUCGGCCCUCACCCUGGAGGCACUAUCCCGUCAACAUCGGUUAGACCAGGAAAAGAUAGAAAGCUUGUCAAACAAGGUGCGACAGCUAGAACGGACUUUAACCAUGCGAGAUCUGCAGUUAGCAGAAUCUGAACAGUCCUUGCGGGAGCUGCAGUUUUGUACAUACGAUGGAGUUUUCAUUUGGAAAAUUGCAGACUUCUCUCGUCGCAGACAAGACGCAGUGGGGGGCCGGGCACCUGCCAUGUUCUCACCUGCGUUCUACUCCAGUAAAUAUGGGUAUAAGAUGUGUCUGAGACUUUACCUGAAUGGUGACGGCACAGGCCGGGGCACUCAUCUGUCUCUAUUUUUUGUGGUCAUGAGGGGCAAAUAUGAUGCCUUGCUGAAGUGGCCCUUUAGCCAGAAGGUGACAUUGAUGUUGUUGGACCAGAACAACAGAGAGCACAUCAUUGAUGCCUUUAGGCCUGACGUGAGCUCCACAUCCUUCCAGAGACCCAUCAGUGAGAUGAACAUAGCCAGUGGUUGUCCUCUCUUCUGCCCUCUAGCCAAGCUGGCAGGCAAAAGCUCAUAUCUGAGAGAUGACACCAUAUUUAUUAAAGCCAUAGUUGACCUCACUGGCUUAUAAAGCUCUGGAAUUACUCAUAAUAAUAAUAAUUUAUGAUAUUAUUAUUAUUAUUAUUAAUAAUAUUAUUAUUAUUAUUAUUAUUAUUAUUAUUAUUAUUAUUAUAUCUCAGCUGCGGAAGCCAAACAAUUUUAAGUAUUAGAUAAAUUAUAACAUUAUAUUUAUAUAUUGAUUUAUUUGGAGAAAUAUAAACUCAAUUAUAGCAAUAUUAAUAUGUGCAUGUAUGGAGUGGAUGUGCUCAGACUUCCACUCCUGUAAUUGCACUAUUUUGGUAUAACUCAAUGUUUAAAACACAAUAUAUAUUUAUUAUAAUACAUAUUUAUAUAAUACACAUUAGUACACAUUAUAUUUGAAUAAUUUAACAAUACCUACAUUUAGUAUUGUAUACAAUACAAAAAUAUAACUUAUGUUACGUGACCUUAAGGUUUGGCAGUUUUAUGCAUUUACUGUACUUGUAGCAGUAUUUAUCAUGCUGUUAAAUAUGGGAUUUCAUCAGGAUGCUAAAUACAUCUUUGAGCACAUUUAGAGGCUUGAACACUUUUGCUAGAAGUAUAGUGUAAGUAUAUAAAUAGCUAUCUAAGUCACCAGAACCUGUGAAACCUAUUAGAAACGCUGUGUAAAUCAAUCAGCUUAUAGGAAUGAAUUAUUGUGUUGAUUGUUCUUUUAAACAAGCUCUUGGAUACAGCAUGUGCACAAGGCUGCAAUAUUUACAAGACCGAAACCUUAGCAGGACUGAAAAUAAAUCUCGAUUAACCAGUGCUUCGAUUCACUUAAUAACUGGCCCAUUUGUAAACAUCAUCUGAUCUUGGGUCCGGCUUUUUGUUUGGGCUUGAGCAUUAAAUGGCUUCAUGGUUUAAGAGAUAUAGAUGUUUAAUUCGCUUCAAACCCUUAUAAAAGGUACCAGAAUUUUUCUGUAACAUCAUUAUACACUAGGUUAGCAUGUCUUAUGAUUCAAAGGGUGAAUUAGAUGCAGUAUAAAUCCUGCUGCUGGUAGAUAACACUCCAAAUAAUUGUUACUUUUAAUAUUGGAAACAUAGUUGUUUUGGUGGAAAAGAGGAAAAAGAAAAAUGUGAGAAAAAAAAUCUGAUAAAUAUGUUACACUUUUUAAAAUCAAAUUAUUUACUAUUCAGCUGUCAUGUAUUGAUUUGUUUUUUAUCUAUCAAUUAUAUAGCAAAUCCUUAAAGUGAGUAUUUUUAGUAUUUGUUUAGAUAUCAAUGUUUUAUUAGCAUGAAUUUACACCGUACUAGCGAGCUGUAAUACAAUGUGUGGCAAAAUUGCUUGUUUCUUUUCCUGUCAUAUGAACAGUGUCGUGUUCAGUAUCUAAUGACUCUUAUAUAUUCAGUGGUGUCUAUGAUUUGUUUGAAAUGCUAUAUAUCAAUUUGUAACAUCAAUAAACUGCUUAUGAUAUGUUCUCUAAA